AUUGUCAUCUUUGUUCACACUGUUUAGCAUUUUGUGAGCAGGGAGCCUUGAAUUUGUUUAAGUACUCUAACACCUUUAUUUCUGCCACCUUGAGGGUUAGCACUCGGAUUGUAUAGGAAGUGAGUUUCUGUCAAUUCUCUAGGUACUAAGUCUGUAGAUAUGUUAAGGUACUAAUUCCAAGAGACUAAAGACUCGAGUGCGAUCACAUUUCUUUUCGCUUCGUGUGUGCCGUCUCUGGAACGCUUUACCGGAGAUUUUUAAGCGGAAGCUAGACAAUCAUGCAGAAAUGCAAGAUAGCUCCAAGUUUAAUUUAUGUCUUAUGUUGAUGAAACGGAUAAGGUGGUUACGCACGAGCCUAGUCAAAUGAUACACAGCAUCUUUAGCCUUCUUUAUAUUUUCGGUGGAGUGGUUCCAUACAUCCCACAGUUAAUAGAAAUUCGCAAAUCACAGUCAGUUAAAGGCUUUUCUACGCAUGUUUGUCUUGUUCUCUUAUUGUCCAACAUUUUAAGAAUAUGCUUUUGGUUCGUACAACCUUUCUCCUCAUCAUUACUUUCGCAAAGUUUCGUCAUGAUUAUUGCAAUGCUUGUCCUGAUGAAGACAAUCACUAAAAUAUCUCGUAUGAAGCGUUCCACUUCAAUACCUUCUAUCAUCUCUACGAAAAAAUUAGAAACAGAAGACCAGAGUAUUAAAAGAUUUAAAAGAAUUUGGUUUGAAAACUUUUGGAAAUGGACACAUUUUCGUCAUUAUCUUUUAUUCCUAUGGCUAUUCACGCUUACCACUGGCCUAUGCACGUAUAUAUUCUCAUUCAGUCAAGUCUACAUCCAGUUAUUAGGCUUUAGCGCCUUGUUUAUUGAAGCUAUGCUGGGUGCACCACAAUUUUUAGAGAAUUAUAAAAAUAAAUCAGUUGUUGGAAUGAGUAUUGCUAUGGUUCUAAUGUGGACAUCAGGCGAUAUCUUCAAGACUAUAUUCUUCAUAUCAGAGAAAGCCCCAUUACAAUUUCCAAUCUGUGGUCUCCUGCAAAUUGGACUAGAUUUAGCCAUACUAUUACAGUGUUUAUAUUAUAAAGGUGAAAGAUUUAUGUGAGGAUAACGAUUAAUGGCUGGAAUCGAUGUUGGCUACAGCCUACCAAAUAGAUUUAUCGUUCGUUACACAAGACAUACUGGGAUUCAGUGUAUAGCGGGGCUGGGAUGGUGUUUGGGUGGCGAGGGAUGUCUUCCUCUUUUCUUUUUCUUUUUGCACGCACAAUUAUGAACCAAUCGAUCAGUCAAUCAAAAAUCUCAUUUUUUUUAUACUUAUGUGUGUUAUGUCAACACUAUAUAUGCAUGAAUUUACUGUUUUUUUCUUUUUGCCCCAUGUGCAAUUUAUGCUUUUGCCAAACUUUCUAGUAAUAUAUAUAUAUAUAUUGUUUCGGGGGUGGGGGGUGGGUAGAAGUACAACUCUUAUUUUCAAAAGUGAUACUACACAUCUUAGAUUUUUACAAAAAGAGGACAUUUCACUCCUCAAAUUAUAUUUUCUAGAAAGAGUACUCUUAAAAUCAGGCUUUUUAUAUACUAUUUUUGAGAAAAAGUCAUAUUAUGAUAGUAUAUAUUCAGAAAUAUGUUGUUGACGUUUGUUGUUAGUAGUCUAUGAAAAUGUGAAAGAUUAAUUUUAAUAUGUAUGUGUAAAACAGUACUUGUGCUACAGAAUGGAAUUUUCAGCCAUUAAUCACAAUUUUAUUCCAUCUAAUUUCCUCAAAUUAUAAA
This is a messenger RNA of Trichobilharzia regenti, 1742 nucleotides long. Lineage: Eukaryota; Metazoa; Platyhelminthes; Trematoda; Strigeidida; Schistosomatidae. The record is from the annotation of a GenBank genome assembly.